Messenger RNA from Ochotona princeps (American pika), 3003 nucleotides. RefSeq names its product LanC like family member 3 (gene LANCL3). The coding region runs from base 314 to 1582 and encodes 422 amino acids. Gene Ontology annotation, cellular component: plasma membrane. The transcript is spliced from 5 exons. Gene Ontology annotation, biological process: carbohydrate metabolic process; peptide modification. The record is from RefSeq and is a predicted model, not a curated record. Lineage: Eukaryota; Metazoa; Chordata; Mammalia; Lagomorpha; Ochotonidae.
GGCGGCGCAGGAGGUGGCGGGUCCGGCGAGGGCGCGGCCUCUGGGAGGGGGGAGCACGACGCGCGUCCCCCCCGCGCGCGCCCGGGCCACUCGGGAGCCUCGCGCAGCCCGCUGUCCCACUUGGCCAUCCACUCCGGGCUGCUUCCUCGCGCCCGCCUCCUCUUGUCACCUCUCGUCUCAUCUUUCUCGCUCCAUCCCCCGCCGCAUACACAGCCAUCCGAGUUCGUCGGAGAGCCUGAGGCGCUGCACGGGGCUUUCAGGGCACACCCUUCAGCGGUCCCCAGCUCGGCUUUUGGGGGGCACGGGCGACAGCAUGGACACCAAGCGAUGCUUCGCUAACCGCUUCGAUGACUACCAGGGCAGCCUACUGGCGGGCCAGUGCGAGGAGGCGGUGGCGCCCUUGGUCACCGCCACCAUCGAGCGCAUCCUCCAGGAGCUGCCCCCGCUUGGGGGCGGCGCUGAGGCCCGGGGUGCCACGGCCACGGCCACGGCCAGCGGCUGUCAGGGGGGUCUGUACAGCGGCGUGGCUGGGGUGGCCUACAUGCUCUACCACGUCUCUCAGAGCCCCCUCUUCGCCACGGCCCGGGAGCGCUACCUGCGCUCGGCCAAGCGCCUCAUAGACGCGUGCGCCCGUGCUGAGGAGUGGGGUGAGGCGGACGCCGACACCAGAGCCGCCUUCUUGCUCGGGGGCGCGGGCGUGUACGCCGUGGCCACGCUCGUGUAUCACGCCCUGGGACGGUCCGACUACGUGCAGCCGCUGGGCAAGUUCCGGGCUCUGUGCGCCGUCUGCGCGCCGGUCUCCUUCCUGGAGUGCGGCUCCGACGAGCUGUUCGUGGGCCGCGCGGGCUACCUGUGUGCCGCGCUGGUGCUCAAGCAGAAGCUCGCCCAGGAGGUGCUAACUCCAGCACAGAUCAAAUCAAUUUGCCAGGCGAUUCUGGAUUCUGGGAAGCAAUAUGCCAUGAAGAAGAGGAAACCGUUUCCCCUGAUGUACUCCUACUAUGGAACUGAGUACUUGGGGGCAGCUCAUGGCCUGUCAUCCAUUCUCCAGAUGCUGCUCUCUUACCAUGAGCACCUCAAGCCUUCGGAUCGUGAGCUGGUGUGGCAGAGUGUAGACUUCCUCAUGGAACAGGAACAGAACUGCAACUGGCCCCCUGAGCUUGGCGAGACCAUCGAGAGAGAAAAUGAGCUAGUCCACUGGUGCCACGGUGCCCCAGGCAUUGCCUAUCUGUUUGCCAAAGCUUAUCUGGUUUCAAAGAAGCCACAGUACCUGGACACAUGUAUUCGGUGUGGAGAACUCACGUGGCAGAAGGGCCUGCUGAAGAAGGGGCCAGGCAUUUGCCAUGGUGUAGCUGGCAGUGCCUAUGUCUUCUUGCUGCUGUACCGGCUCACAGGAAAUUCCAAAUACAUCUAUCGAGCUCAAAGGUUUGCUCAAUUCUUAUUUACCGAGGAAUUCAAGGCCGGUUCCCGGGUCCUUGAAAGCAUCUACAGCUUGUAUGAAGGCUUCUCUGGGACCGUGUGCUUUCUCAUCGAUCUGCUGCAGCCCAAUCAGGCUGAAUUCCCUCUCUUCAGUGUCUUUGUUUAGUAGGCUCCAUCUUCCAUUGCGGUCUUGCAGAAGCCCCCCUGAGAUUUCCUGAGCCUACCCAAGGCAGUUACCACAUAACCCACAUUCAAUGGUAUCACAACCAUAAGCCUUAACAUUGCCACCAGAAGGAGGGGAAAAGGCAGUUGAAGAGAGUGAUACCAAACGAAAGAAAGAACCUGCAAAGGAAGGAAACCAUAGCACAUCUUUGGUAUUUCAAGAAAUAGAUGUGAAACCAGGGAGGAAAAAAAAUUGGAAAGAGAAUUUGUUUUCAGUUAGGAUAGAGAAAACAAAGCAAAUAUGGACUAUGGAAAUAAAAUGCUGAUAUCUUCACAAUUUGAGAGAAUUUGGCCAUUUGUGGGUACCUCCCACCCCUAAAUUCUGGGGAAAAAAAGACAAUUCAAAACUGAAGUUAUUGAAAACUGCUAGUAAGUGAUGAAGUGUUAGGAUGCUGAAGGAUAUAAAAGGAAACUCUUGGUUGUCCUACACCUUUACUUAUUGAAAUUCCUGAUGUUUACUGAAUGGAGAUAUUUGCGUAUCAAUCUUUUCUUUUCCUAGUAUUAUCCUGGGCACUUUAAAGAAGUCAUAUCAUAAGUAAUACAUUGAAAGUGAAAGUUGCCUUAGGCCUUAGAACAUUUCUUUUCCUGGCUCCUUUUCCUUUCCUAAUGCUCAAUUAGUACAGCAAAACUCACAGGCUAACCAACACUGUAGCAAAUGUUGCUGUCAAGUGUCUUUUCAAUUUGAGGUGUGAGCUGUCUAUUGUUAGUGAAAUUUUAAAACUGCCUUUAUAUACAUGGCCCCUAUGAAGCUAUUAGCCGAGCUGUAAAAUAUACUAUUGGUAAAAGUUACUCAGAUCAAAGAUGAGGGUAACCACUAUAAAGAUGGGUAGUUUCUGCCUUUGAUGGAAUAUUGUGCCCCUUGGGACAGGCAGAAACAGGCUGAGAGAAGCACCAGUGUUUGUGGAAAGCACAUUGCUCAAUAUUUUAAUAAUAUUAUAUUAAGAGAUGAGGAAAUGCUCUGGCUAGUUACUUUGUUUUCCAAGAGAAAAGGUCCACUAGAAAUUGGUAGAAAACCCAUUUGUAGGUGUAAACACAUAAGAAUUGUGAAGCUGCUGCAAUUAAAUAGUGGUUAGCUAAAACACUGUAGGAGCAUCUGUCACUUAAAUGUGCAGAAUGAGUCUAGCUUUCCUAGAAUUUGGUCAUUGGAAAUAUACUGCUUAAGACUUAAUCAUUUAAAUAGUCAUUAAAUGUUAGGAUAUAUAUAUAUAUAUAUACGCACACACACAAGUAUAUCUCUGUGUCAUCUAUCCUUAUAUAAACUCUAGAAAUUAUUCUUAGUUCAGUAGUUCCUUACCUGAAUCAUAGGCAUACUUUUGAAAGUGUUAGGGAAUUCUCUGUUGCCCAAAAUAUUUAUGUAUAUGUAGG